AUGAAGGCUGUCGUCGCUCAUAACAACGCCCCCGCUUUGGUCACUGACAGGCCAGUCCCCAAGCUACGAGACGACUAUAUCCUGGUCAAACCCGUAGCCAUUGCCCUCAAUCCAACUGACUGGAAGCACGCAGCUUUUGGUCUCGCCGCUGAGGGCGGCCUACUCGGCUGCGAUUUUGCAGGUAUCGUCGAGGAAGUAGGCUCAAAGGUCACCAAGAAAUGGCAAAAGGGUGAUCGUAUCGCUGGCGUUGCGCAUGGUGGAAAUUCGGUCCAACCCCAAGAUGGCGCAUUUGCCGAGCACAUUCUUGCAAAAGGGGACAUUCAAGUAAAGAUCCCGGAUUCGUUGUCGUUUGAAGAUGCGUCAACUCUUACUUUGGGUGUAACUACGGUUAUGCAAGGGUUGUAUCAGAAAGCGUUGAAAUUGAAUCUUCCGGAUGAUCCGGUCAAAACCGAUAUUCCAGUUUUGAUUUAUGGAGGGUCGACUGCGACUGGGGCUCUAGGUAUUCAAUUUGCCAAAUUGUCUGGAUAUACCGUAAUUACAGCAUGCUCACCACGCAACUUUGACUAUGUUAAAAGCCUCGGUGCUGACAAGUGGUUCGACUACAACGAGCCCAAUGUGGGAGCCCAGAUCCGCGAAUAUACGCAGAACAAACUUGAAUAUGCCUGGGACACCGUCAGUGAAGAAGGUUCGGCCAAAAUCUGCUCAGACGCACUCACCUCAGAACCCGGCGCAAAGUAUGGCAACAUCUUGAAUGUCAAAAGUCCGCGAGAGGACGUUGAAACCGUCAAUACACUCAUGUACACUGUCUUUGGCGAGGCAUUCAAAUUCGGAAAAGGCGCGGAAUUGCCCGCUAUUCCGGAAGAUUUUGAGUAUACCAAGAAGUUCAUUGCAUUGACUGAGAAGUUAUUGGCUGAAGGUAAAUUGAAGGCACAUCGUGUCAAGCUCGGCGCCGAUGGUCUAAAGGGUGUUUUGAAGGGGCUGAACGAUAUGAAGGCCGGCAAGGUCAGUGGAGAGAAGUUGGUAUACCGCGUUGAGGAAACUCCAUGA
Molecule: messenger RNA, 1047 nt
Organism: Talaromyces marneffei
Lineage: Eukaryota; Fungi; Ascomycota; Eurotiomycetes; Eurotiales; Trichocomaceae
Exons: 2
Coding region: 1-1047 (348 amino acids)
Molecular function (GO): oxidoreductase activity, acting on NAD(P)H
Source: RefSeq, a predicted model, not a curated record